This is a messenger RNA of Thalassophryne amazonica, 756 nucleotides long. Its product is annotated as gamma-aminobutyric acid type B receptor subunit 2-like. Gene Ontology annotation, cellular component: membrane; G protein-coupled receptor heterodimeric complex. NCBI's taxonomy places the organism in Eukaryota, Metazoa, Chordata, Actinopteri, Batrachoidiformes, Batrachoididae. Gene Ontology annotation, biological process: gamma-aminobutyric acid signaling pathway; G protein-coupled receptor signaling pathway. The record is from RefSeq and is a predicted model, not a curated record. Gene Ontology annotation, molecular function: G protein-coupled GABA receptor activity. Bases 1 to 756 code for a protein of 251 amino acids. The transcript has 6 exons.
AUGUGGGCGGGGCCACAGUACCCACUGGUCUUUGGAGGGGUGUGUCCCUUUGUGACGGUGCUCAUUGCUCGAGCGCUUCCAGCUCUGGACCUGGUUCAGAUGAAGGUGGAUCUGAUCAGACAGCUGCUGAAGGCUGAAGUUCAAGUUGUUUCCACACAGAGUUUCUCUGACGCCUGCAGCAGCCUGAGGACGAUGAAAAAGAGCGACGUCAGGAUCAUCAUUGGACAGUUUGAGGAAGAGUCUGCUGCCGAGGUGUUCUGCUGUGUGUACAGGCUGAACCUGUUUGGAUCUCAGUACCAGUGGAUUCUCAGUGCUGGAUGGAGGCUGCAGGAUCUGGUCACUAGGUGUACGGAGGCCGGAGUUCUGACGGCUGCCAACGGCUCCAUCAGGCUACAGACCGGAUCGCUCAGCAACACAAACACACUAGGCAUCUCCGAACGGACUCCCCUAGAAUACCGAGACGUCUACCUCAGACAAGUUGGUCAGGACCAGUCAGGCGCUAAUGCUCUCCAUGCCUUCGCCUACGAUGCUGUUUGGGUCGCUGCCAAAGCGUUUACUCGGGCGAUGGAGGCGGUAAAGUACCGAGAGAAAUACAGCGUCCAACCAAACGUGACGGUCAGUGACGAGGACAUCCUGAAGACGCUGCUGGAGGCCGUGAAGCGGCUGCAGUUUGACGGCGUGACGAGCCAAACCACUUCCUAUUUCCCCCAGGUAGAGUCACACGGAGUCGGGCAGGGAAAAGCAAAGCUGGCUUAA